CCACUCCCACAGUGCCUCAGAAAUGCCGAACUCGCAAAAGCGGAAGGCCACCGGCGCACCGGCGCCGCGGCGCUGCCCGCCGCCCCGCAUGGAGUACCGCGCGCGGUCCGACGAGGCAUGGUACGGCGCGCGCGUGGUAGUGCAGGACGGCUGGCUGCGCGUCAUGUUCGAGAAUUUCCCCGAGGAUGCGGACGAGUGGUACAAUCCAGGGGCUGACCUCUCAUCCCCGGGCGACGUGGACGCGCUCCGCGCCAGGUUCCGCCGGGCGUGCCCCGCCCUCGAUGAUGCCCACUGUGGCGAUCUCCGCCCGGGCGACCAGCUCUGCCUCGCCUGCGAUAUGCACGGCGGCGAGAUCAAAUACUACGACGCCGUCCUCGAGGCCGUAGAGAAGGCACCUCACGGCACCGUGGACGGCGAGGAGCGCUGCGCGUGCCGUUUCACGGUGUGCUGGACGGAGGGGCCGCGCCGCGGUUGCUCGGACAAGGUGGGCGUCGAGGUGGUAUACUGCGUGCUGGAGUCACCGAUCCAAGAUCCGGUGCUGACCGAGUUCCUGGACGAUGUGAGAAACCGGUUCGGCGACGACCAAGAGGAGGCGACGGCGGUGUCUCAGCAGGCAGCCCCGAGCGGCGAGGAGGAAAUUGCGCUGGUGUCCAGCCUCACGAGUCACGAACUCCUCGAGUAGCUUGUCUUAUUCUUUUUAACGAAGGUAUAUCCCCCUGAAUUCAUCAAUCAAAUAAUUGCUUACAAGAUUGAGGCUGUUUGGAUUGGAGCCCUCGACUGCCCAUCCAAAAAAAUUGGUUCAUUGACCGAGCCCGGGCUUUCUCGCUGAUGGUCACUAAUUAUGUGGUGCGCCAAAGCCCGUCUCAGUUCCUUUAGUUCAAUUCUAACUAGUGAAGAUCCUCAAAAAAAAUAAAAA
Molecule: messenger RNA, 916 nt
Organism: Aegilops tauschii subsp. strangulata
Lineage: Eukaryota; Viridiplantae; Streptophyta; Magnoliopsida; Poales; Poaceae
Molecular function (GO): chromatin binding
Source: RefSeq, a predicted model, not a curated record